UUUAACAAUUUGGGUGAAUCAGUCAAUCGGAAAACUGCCUCUGGGACCCCACGGAGCAAAAUUUUGUUGCUCAGGGUCCUCUCGUUCUCUCUCUCUCUCCGCUCUUGAUCCAAAUCUUCAUUCACUGUUCUUGUUUCUCCUUCUUCCCCAACCCUCCCACUUCCCCUACUUCAGCUUCGAUGCACAAGCCGAGAGAACGUUAUUAAAACCAACCCCUUACUGUAAACCUUUUCUGACCCCAACGGGUGUUCUUCAGUUAAUAUGAUCUACAGUAUGCUACAAGGGAGUUGGGUUAUCUUUUACUACAUUGGGGGAUUUUUAGUACCCUCUAAUUAAACAAACAUUUUUUGAAGUACACAGAAUCAAAACGAUAUAUAGAAUUCAUACAUUUAGGAAUAAGCCUGGGUUUUUUUUUUCAACUGUAGCAAUUGAGAGAAGGAUGUCAUCUUUUGGUGAAGACACCCAUUGGUGCCAUCAAUGCCACCAUUCAUUCUGGCUUGAUGGAGAAGACAUAGUUUGCCCUCAUUGUUAUGGUGGUUUCGUCGAAGAACUAAACGAUGAACAUGAUGAAACAGUUCAAAAUGACUUUAAUCCAGGCAUAGAAGAAGAUCUUUCAACCCAGGUGCCUCCAAUUUUCGAAGCUAUGUUUGCAUUAAUGGGACGAAGAAGUCCUUAUCCAAGAUUUGGUCUUCUCGAAGCUGUUGAUACUUUCACCAGAGAGAGAAUGGCUGGAAGAAAUCCUAACUUUGACGUCAGGAGAAGAUCUGGUUCUGUUCCAGGGCAGAAUUUGGAUUUUUUCAACUCUUUUUGGUCAUUCCAUGAUCACAUGUCGGGUUCGACCUUUGCUAAUGUCACUCCAGAAGGUAGAUCAAGUCAGCAUACGGGACUGGAAGAAUUAGCCGCACAACUUUCCUUAAAUGAACAAAGAGAACCAGUCCCAACUCCUGCUUCUCACUCUUGUAUAGAAGCAAUGCCCACAAUCAAGAUUAACCAAAUGCACCUCGGCACCGACUCUCAUUGUCCAGUCUGUAAAGAAAAAUUUGAGCUCGAAUCUGAAGCCAAAGCUUUGCCAUGUAAUCAUAUCUAUCACAAUGAUUGCAUUCUUCCUUGGCUGGUCCAACAUAAUACUUGCCCGGUUUGUCGACUCGAGCUGCCUCAGCAGGAAAGUGGACACAGUUGGGGAGGGAGUGGUGACAACAACAGUGAAGACCUAAAUGAGAGAGAGAUUACUCAACGAAACCUGAGAAGGAGGCAUCCGAUCCCAGAUUUCUUUGCUCCUCGUCGAAUUGUCACUCGUUUCAGCAGUGGGAUUCAUAUAAAUGGCCUAUCUUCAGAUCGAGAUCACGAUAACGAGAUGGGUUACCCUGAAUGACGACCUUUCCAUUAUGGUCUACAACUCUUCUCUACUUUAGAAGCUGCUGAGCAUAUGGGAAAGAAAGCUGUGUUCUACAACAAAUGAGGUAAUAAGAAAUAAGAAUCAGCUCUAGAGGAGUUGUAAUAUCUAGAGCUGUUUUUUUCUUCCACCUUUUUUUUCCCUUCCUUCUUUUGUGUAAAAUGAUAUGAAAAAAAAUCUCAUAUCUCCUACAAUGACUUGUACUGGGAAAAAAGGGGCCCUAGAGAUGAAAUCAAAUGUAAUUAUAGUUGAUAUGUCCCAUGGAUCAAUUGAAGCCAUUUGCCUUUUCUGAUUUGUGAGCUUCAAUGAUGAGAAGAAGAUUUGAAAAGGAGCAAUAGAUUUUAUUGUGUUUAUAUAAUGUUGUGCAUUUUGGCAUU
Messenger RNA from Cucumis sativus (cucumber), 1770 nucleotides. Its product is annotated as E3 ubiquitin-protein ligase RZF1. The record is from RefSeq and is a predicted model, not a curated record. Gene Ontology annotation, cellular component: cytoplasm. Gene Ontology annotation, biological process: protein ubiquitination. NCBI's taxonomy places the organism in Eukaryota, Viridiplantae, Streptophyta, Magnoliopsida, Cucurbitales, Cucurbitaceae. Gene Ontology annotation, molecular function: ubiquitin protein ligase activity. The transcript has 3 exons. The coding region runs from base 440 to 1372 and encodes 310 amino acids.